Messenger RNA from Rhincodon typus (whale shark), 1242 nucleotides. RefSeq names its product paired box 5 (gene pax5). Gene Ontology annotation, biological process: regulation of transcription by RNA polymerase II; anatomical structure development. The record is from RefSeq and is a predicted model, not a curated record. The coding region runs from base 76 to 1242 and encodes 388 amino acids. The transcript has 10 exons. Gene Ontology annotation, molecular function: DNA-binding transcription factor activity, RNA polymerase II-specific; RNA polymerase II cis-regulatory region sequence-specific DNA binding. NCBI's taxonomy places the organism in Eukaryota, Metazoa, Chordata, Chondrichthyes, Orectolobiformes, Rhincodontidae.
AACACGCACACACACCGAAACGGGGCAACUUUUCUUCCAAUCUUUUCACAAAGGACUCGAAAUCCCAGAACCAGCAUGGAAAAAAAUAGCAGCGCGCUCAGGAGUGUCCGAUCAGGGCACGGCGGAGUGAAUCAGCUCGGAGGGGUCUUUGUCAAUGGUCGCCCUCUCCCCGAUGUUGUCCGGCAGCGGAUUGUCGAGCUGGCCCAUCAAGGGGUGAGACCCUGUGACAUCUCCAGGCAGCUCCGGGUGAGCCACGGCUGCGUCAGCAAGAUUCUGGGCAGGUAUUAUGAGACUGGAAGCAUUAAGCCAGGAGUAAUUGGAGGAUCCAAACCAAAGGUCGCUACACCCAAAGUGGUAGAUAAAAUCGCCGACUAUAAGCGCCAAAACCCCACCAUGUUUGCCUGGGAGAUUCGAGAUAGACUGUUGGCAGAGAGAGUCUGUGACAAUGAUACAGUGCCUAGUGUCAGUUCUAUUAACAGGAUUAUUCGAACAAAGGUGCAGCAGCCUCCAAACCAGCAAUCGCCAGUGACGUCCCAUACUAUAGCACCAAGCACAGUGGCAGUGACUCCUGUUCCAUCUGCUGCCACUGACCCUGCGGGAUCUUCCUACUCUAUCAGUGGCAUUCUGGGAAUCACACCUUCCAGUGCUGAGAAUAACAAGAGAAAACGCGAUGAAGGUGCUCAGGAAAACCCCAUGCAGAACGGACACUCCCAUCCGAGCCGGGAUUUUCUGCGGAAACAGAUGAGGGGUGAACUCUUCACACAGCAGCAGUUAGAAGUGUUAGACAGAGUCUUUGAAAGACAGCACUAUUCAGACAUCUUCACAACCACAGAACAGAUCAAAUCAGAGCAGAGUGCAGAUUAUUCCACCAUGGCGUCACUGGCUGGGGGACUGGAAGAUAUGAAAUCGAGUCUAACAAAUUCAGCUGACAUAGGGACCAGUGUCCCUGGACCUCAGUCUUACCCCAUUAUAACAGGUCGCGAUUUGGCCAGCACGACUCUUCCUGGCUACCCUCCGCAUGUGCCCCCUGCUGCUCAGGGCAGUUAUCCAGCCCCAACACUGACAGGAAUGGUGCCCGGAGGUGAUUUUUCUGGGAGUCCAUAUUCCCAUCCACAGUAUACGACUUAUAACGACUCCUGGAGAUUUCCCAAUGCUGGAUUAUUAAGUUCUCCCUAUUAUUACAGCACAGCAACCCGAGGGUCAGCACCAGCAACUGCUGCAGCAACCUACGAUCGUCACUAG